AUGAAAGUCAAACAUCCAAAAAAACAUAAUGUUUCAUUAAAUAACAUAAGCGCAUAUAUUAAGGCAAACUGUAUAUAUGAAGAAGGUAACAUAAAUAGAAAAAAGAAAAAGAACAAAGUUAAAAAACAUGUUAUUAUAAAAAAGACUUCCAAGAACUUAUAUAAAUUUAGGACCUUUCUAAGUAAUAAAAUAAAUUUAAAAAAAGAAGAAAAUUUUUUUAGUUAUUUUGAAUUAUAUUAUUAUCAAAAUAAUGAAAAAAUAUCUGAUAAUUUUUGUCUAAAUAAUUAUGAUAAAUCGAAGAGUAAAAAUUUUGAAAUGGAUAACUUCGAGCAAUUUAGAAGAUAUUUGAAGAGCACUAGUAAUAUUAAUGUAAAAAAUAAUAAUAAUAAUAAUAAUAUAAGUAAUAAUUCAUUGUAUCCAUAUGAAUUUAAUAUAAUAAAUAAUAUAUUACAUCAUUCUUCUAAUAAAAAAAAUGUUCAUGCACGAAAAAAAAAUUAUGAUAAAUAUAUUUACAUCCAAAAUAAAGAUAAAAUUCAUAAUGAAAUUAUAUCAAUAAAAUACAUUAAAAAUAAUGAUAAGAAUAAGUAUAGUUUAUAUAAAAAGGUAAUCAAUAAAAAAGUACAUGAUAAUGGUAAGGUACAAAAUAACGAAAUGAGUUUUGUUAAUAGCAUUAGUGUGCCUUCUAAUAACGAUAUUGUUGAAGCACAUCACAAUGAUGAAGAUUUUAAUUUUUUUCAGGUGAAUGUGAAUACAUGGGAAGAAAAAAAUUAUAAAAAUAAAAAUAAGCGAUCACAUAUAAAUAGAGGUGUAAAUAAUAAUUCUAUAUAUAACAUGAAUAAACAUUAUGUUAAAAAAAAUUUAAGGGAUAUAAAGAUAAAUAAAAGCAUAAUUUCUGUUAAUAAAUAUAACAAUGGUGUAAUUAGGUAUUUUAACUCCCUUAAUCAUAAUAAACACAAUAAAGAUGAAAAUUUAAACCCAAGAAUAAUUCCCCACAAUAUUUCAACGGAUGAAUGUAACAAAUAUCACAAAUGUGAAAAAAUUAACACUGAGAUUUAUAAUAAUAAAGAAAAUGAUAAAAAUGUAUAUAAUAAAAUGGUAGUAAAUAUUACCGAUAUAAAAAAAAAUAAUUGUGAAGAAAAUUUUAAUAAACUAUAUAAUUUCUCAUAUUCACAUAAGAUAAAUAAUAAUAAUUAUAAUAAUGUAGUUAAUGAACAAAAGAAUAAAGAAAACUUUAUAAUUAAACACAAUAAAUUUGAAGAAAAUAUCUAUGACAAAGUAUAUACUGAGCAAGAUAAAAUAUUUGGCAAUAUACUUCAUUCAUAUACACUAUUAAACGAUAUUAAAAAAUGUAAAAGUAAUAAUAAUUAUUUAACUCUAGAUAGUUUAGGAAAUAUUCAUUGUAGUAAAACAAAUGCAAUAAAUAAUUCGUUAGAAAAAGAAAAAGGUUCUAUAUUUAGCAUUCUCAAAGCAAAUGCCUAUCCAAUAGACUAUGAUAAUACAAAAUCUAAAAAUAAAAACGAUCCAAUUAGCAUUACCUUAAAUACUUUUAAUAAAUAUUUAAAAAAAAAAAAGUUAAAAACACCUAAAAAAGACCUCAAAAAUAUAGAAGAAAUUAUAGAAAACACUAAAAAUAUUAAAGAAAGAAAUAAUCUUAUUUUUGAAUUAAACAAGAAUAACAAUAAUGAAAGAAAUAUUGUGCAUUAUGAUAAAGUCUUUGACGAAAAUAACAUAAACACUUUUUUCAAUAAAAAAUACGGAGAAAUGAAAAUAUAUAGAAAAAAAAAUAUAUUAAAAGGUUUAAAGAGAUUUAAAUAUAUCGGAGAUAUUAAUUGCCAUUAUAUAAGAAAAAGAGACAAACAAGGUAAAAAUAAGAGUAUAAAAAAUAGAACAUAUAGAAAAAUUAUUUUAAAAUUGAAAAAAAAUUAUAAGAAAAAUGAUAAAAUAUUAAAAAAUUUAACUUAUCGAGAAAAUAUUAAUAUUAUGAAAAUUAAUUUUAACUUAAAAGAAGAAUAUAUUAUUACUCAAGAUAGUGAAAACACAUUAGAUAAAGAAAAACACAAAAGUAGAAAUAUUAUGCAUGAAAAUAUCUUUAUAAUGAAUAAAGAUAUUUAUAAUAAUAGAAAUAUAUUAAAAAAUAAAGUUUUAUAUAGUAAAAACAGUUUUAAUGUCCAGAAAAUAAAAAGAAAAAGCAACAUAACUUGUAAUGCGAUAAAUUAUAGAAACGUUUUAAAUAAUAAUACAACGAAUAUAGAAAAUACUUUAAAUCAUGCAGCAUUAUUAAAACUAUUGGAUAGUGAGAAGAAUAAUUCUAAUUCCUUGUAUUCUAUACAUAAUUUAUUUUUUUUUAAAUAUAACAAUAGAAUUAAGAGCAAAUUAGAAAUAAGUAAUUUUACAAGUAUUUAUAGAACAUUAAUAUAUAAAAAUGGUGAUUACCAUAAGCAAAAUUUUUUUUUAAAUAUUACUAAAAAUAAAAUUAAUACAAAACAAUUAGGUUAUCAUAUAUAUUUUAGAUUCAAAUUAGAUUUGAAUGAAGAAAAAAAUCACGAAAAUUCAAUUCAAGAAGAAUGUAGUAAUAUUAAAAAUAAUAUAGAAAUAUAUACGUCACAAAUUACAAAAAAUAAAAGUAUGAUGUAUCAAAGUAAAAUUACCAAUAAUGAAUAUAUAAAUAUAAAAAAAACUAUGAAUCUACAUACAAAAUUAAUUUUUUGUAUUAAAAAAAGAAUAAAUAACGAAGAAAAAUAUAAAAUAUUAUUCUCAAACAUUAGUAACUUAAAGGAAAAGAUUAAUCUUUUAAUUAAAUCAAAUAAAGAUAUAAUUAUUCCACUAUUAAAAAAGUCAGAUAUUCAUAAUUAUAAUAAAACGUUAAUUAAUGAUAAAACAAUUUCCGAAAUUAAAAAAUUUAACAUGAGAAAACAUAAAAGUAUAUGUUGCAAUUUUCAAAAUAUUAAAAGUAGUAACUUAGAAAAAUACAACUUCCAUGAGAAUAUAAUUGAAGUAAGCCAAAAUUAUAUAAAUAAUGAUAUCAAAAAAGCAUGUGUAAUUAAUAUAAUUAAUAAAUUAGAUGAAGAUAAUAUAUUAAAAGAAAUAAAAAGCUUAUUUGAAAUAAAUAAAUAUGAUAAGGAAAAAAGUUUUAAUACAGGAAAGUUAACAAAUUGUUUAAAUAAAAUAAAUAAGAAAAAAGUGGUAAAAAUAACAGCAAACAACAAAAAUUUUAAGGAAACGAAUAACUCUAUAAAAGUGAAUAAAACUAAGAAUAUAAAUAUAAAAAUGAGCACAAACACACACAAAGAAAUUAAAUCAUCAUAUUAUUUAAACAUAAGGAUUGACAGUAAAAUUAGUAAGACUAAAAAAAAUAUGAACAUGUCAAAAAAAAAAUUAAAUGUAAUAAUUUUUAAUUUAAAUGAAAAAGAAAUGAAUGACCUAAAAUGUAAAAGUACUUUAGAAAUAAUAAAUCCAAACAAAAUGAUAAGAAAAGAAAAUAAUUUUACUUUUUUAAAAGUUAAAAUUAAUAAUCAAUUAGAAAAUAAAUCAAAAAAAUGCGAAAAAAUAAUUAGUAAUAAUAUUAGCCAAAAAAUAGGAAUUAAAAAAGACUUUAAUAUUAAAAAUGAAAUAAAUAAUAUCAGUAGAAAUUAUGAAGGUUUAAUUUCACUAUCUACAAAUAAUUAUAAUAAUGAAUUAAUUAAUAAAAAUAAAAUACAAACAAAUAAAAAAAACGUUCAAGAAUGCAAAAAUAUUAAAUGUCAAGAGAGUUUGCUAUAUGAAUUAAUCAACAAGGAUGACAAUAGAACUAAAAUUCAAAAUUUCCUAAAUAUAUCUAAUAAAAAUGAAGGAAUAAAAAAAAUAAAAAAUAAUGAAGAGAAAUAUAUAAAAAGUAAUAAAAUUGAAAUAGAUGAAAAGGAAUUAUUAAAAAAAAAUGAGAUCAAAAAAGGUAAUAUAUCUGAGAAAAAUAAUAAUUAUAAUAAAAAUCGAAAUAAUGAAAAAAAUAAUAAUAUCAAGGGGAAAUAUGAGGGUUUAAUUUCACUAUCUACAAAUAAUUAUAAUAAUGAAUUAAUUAAUAAAAAUAAAAUACAAACAAAUAAAAAAAACAUUCAAGAAUGCAAGAAUAUUAAAAGUCAAGAGAGUUUACUGUAUGAAUUAAUCAACAAGGGUGACAAUAGAACUAAAAUUCAAAAUUUCCUAAAUAUAUAUAAUAAAAGUAAAGAAACAAAAAAAAUAAAAAAUAAUGAAGAGAAAUAUAUAAAAAGUAAUAAAAUUGAAAUAGAUGAAAAGGAAUUAUUAAAAAAAAAUGAGAUCAAAAAAGGUAAUAUAUCUGAGAAAAAUAAUAAUUAUAAUAAAAAUCGAAAUAAUGAAAAAAAUAAUAAUAUCAAGGGGAAAUAUGAGGGUUUAAUUUCACUAUCUACAAAUAAUUAUAAUAAUGAAUUAAUUAAUAAAAAUAAAAUACAAACAAAUAAAAAAAACAUUCAAGAAUGCAAGAAUAUUAAAAGUCAAGAGAGUUUACUAUACGAAUUAAUCAACAAGGAUGACAAUAGAACUAAAAUUCAAAAUUUCCUAAAUAUAUCUAAUAAAAGUAAAGAAACAAAAAAAAUAAAAAAUAAUGAAGAGAAAUAUAUAAAAAGUAAUAAAAUUGAAAUAGAUGAAAAGGAAUUAUUAAAAAAAAAUGAGAUCAAAAAAGGUAAUAUAUCUGAGAAAAAUAAUAAUUAUAAUAAAAAUCGAAAUAAUGAAAAAAAUAAUAAUAUCAAGGGGAAAUAUGAGGGUUUAAUUUCACUAUCUACAAAUAAUUAUAAUAAUGAAUUAAUUAAUAAAAAUAAAAUACAAACAAAUAAAAAAAACAUUCAAGAAUGCAAGAAUAUUAAAAGUCAAGAGAGUUUAC
This is a messenger RNA of Plasmodium relictum, 4870 nucleotides long. RefSeq names its product conserved Plasmodium protein, unknown function. The record is from RefSeq and is a predicted model, not a curated record. Lineage: Eukaryota; Apicomplexa; Aconoidasida; Haemosporida; Plasmodiidae. The transcript has a single exon. The annotation marks the transcript as partial.